Messenger RNA from Aspergillus steynii IBT 23096, 2487 nucleotides. RefSeq names its product putative nuclear protein Qri2/Nse4. Gene Ontology annotation, cellular component: nucleus; Smc5-Smc6 complex. Gene Ontology annotation, biological process: DNA repair. Lineage: Eukaryota; Fungi; Ascomycota; Eurotiomycetes; Eurotiales; Aspergillaceae. The transcript has 4 exons. The record is from RefSeq and is a predicted model, not a curated record. Bases 179 to 2203 code for a protein of 674 amino acids.
CAGAGUCAUUUUUGACGAGGGUGGCUUCACUUUACGCCAUACUUCUCGCCUUGUAACUGCCUUCUUGAUUCCACUCCUCGCUCUACCGCUUCCCCUGCAUUCCCUCGUCCGACCCUCCUAUCGACCCAAUCGCAAGCGCGUUCCGUUCCCGUUUGUCGCAAACCUCCAGACAAAGAGGAUGGCGCGCACUCCCCAUGCAGCCAGACAUUCAAGUCAACAAUCGUCACCAGGGGCCCAUUCCGACAAGGAAAAUCAUCAAAACUCAGCUCGGAUUCGAAAGAGAACCCAGGGGACGAUGGCCUCUUCCAGUGCCAGCGCAAAGCGACAGCGAUUAGCGAACCGAAAUGUCAAUAACCAGGAUGGCAGCCAGUCCCAAAUACCGCCUUCGCAGCAGGAUCCCAAUAAACAAUAUUACGACCCAGAUCAAGAUGAAAAGGAAAGACGGCGGAUUCGGAAGGGACUUAGGGAUUUGUCACGCGAACUACAUGACUCUAGGAGUGAAUUUAUGCAAGCGGGCAACGACGGGAUCCGACAAACCAUCAAGAAGGCCAAUGAAUUUUUCCGAGAUGUCAAGCAGACGUCGGACGCGACGAUCGACGCCCGUCUCCUCGUCAGUGCCGCUGAUUUAUCGUAUAAAAAGACAGCACAGCUAGUUCUGGGCGACGCUUCCGCGGGGGUCGAUGUCGACGAGUUUGUCUCCAAGUGUAUCUCAUUUAUGCGCCAUGGCCCGGACGAUUCGCAGGCAGCAAUUCCCAGCAGUACACAACGUCGGCGCACACACGGCAGAAGUCAAGCAGACCCCAAUGAUAGCGACGAAGAACAGGGAGAUGCCUUGAACUGGGACUGGCUUGGACGCGCUGCCUGUGUUCGCAGCAAUGCGCGACCGGCUGUUUCGGGGUUCCUUCUUGGGCCCCUAUCGGUUCAGAAACGAACGCGACAACUGACGCAACGAAGAGCACGAGAACAGAUCGAUCCGUCGCAAGCAGUCCGACCGCAAGAGCUCGAGAAUGAGGACCUCGAUCGACAAGAAACGUCGAAUCUUACAACUAUCUGCUCGAAUAUCAACAAACUCUUGGCGGAGACACAGAUUUCCGGCGAAGCCGCCGUGACGCAGGUCUUGUCGCGGAUGGUGGAAGAAGGGGGAGAACCUAGCAAUGAGAUGGUCCAGAAGGUCAUGGCCCAGCAUAAUGUCGCCGAUGAUGCGGGUGUGCCAUUUUUCAACUUCUGCAUCAACCCCAGGUCCUUUGGGCAAAGCGUGGAAAACCUGUUCUAUGUCAGUUUCUUAGUAAGAGAUGGCACGGCGGGUUUAUCGCGGGACAGUCGCCAGUUGCCAACCCUGCAUCCUGGUAAACCAUGGGCACCAAGUGAAGCGCAGAAAAGGGGCAUUCAGAAGCAUCAGGCCAUCUUUAGUCUUGACUUCGAAACAUGGCGAGACUUGAUUGAUGUUUAUGACAUCAAAGAGUGCAUCAUCCCCCAUCGCCAGGAAGAGGAAUCUCAGACGACCGCACAGGGCUGGUACGUCAAAAUGGAAUCGGGCUCUAUCGCCGUCUUCUCGCCCGUCAGCCUGACUCCAGAGGUGCAGGCCGCCGUGACCUCACUCGGCGGAAACGUCAAGUAUAUCGCGGCGCUGGAUCUAGAGCACCACCUGCAUCUGACAUCGUGGAAAAACGCAUACCCCGAGGCGGAGAUCAUCGCGCCCGAGGGCCUGUGGGAGAAGCGCCAAUCCAACCCCGAGUUCAAAGAUACGGCAUUCCACCACGUGUUCCGCAAGGAGGACCCGCGGCGCAAAAUCUCCGACGAGUUCGACGCCGAGUUCGAGACCGAGUACGUGUACGGCCAUCCGUCACGGGAGCUCGUAUUCCUGCAUAAGCGAUCGCGCACCCUCAUCGAGGCCGACCUGCUGUUCAAUCUCCCGGCGAGAGAGCAGUACUCCAAGUCGAACGAGAGCGCCAAGAACUUCCUGACCAAUUUGAUUUGUCCGGCCUUGUCGACUGCUGCCCCGGCCACCUGGCAGAAGAGGUUUGUCUGGUAUGUCCUGUCGACGGCGGAUCGGUCGGCGUUCACCGAGUCGGUGCGUCGUAUUAAUCACUGGGACUUUAAUCGCUUGAUUCCGUGCCAUGGAGAUGUGAUUGAGAGCGGUGCGAAGGGGGUCUUUCGGACGGUGAUGGAGUGGCACCUGGAGAAUGAUAAGAAGACCACUUAGUCUUUAUCUCCUCUUUAAUCUCCUCGAUCGGUCGCUUUGUGUUUAUUCUACGUCGAUCUCUUUCACUGGGCUUUAUUGAUGCAGGCAUUAAGUGUACUAAUUAUCAGUGUUGCAAGGCGUGAAGUUGAUGUCAAUCUGCUGGCGGACAUAUGAUUAUCUCUCUGCCCUUUGCUCUGUCUGUGCAUUUCAUACCACGACAAAAGUGUCUUCGUCGGUUUUAACCAAUUUAAUACCCCAUCAAACCAUAAUCAUAUCAUCCGAAAUCAAUGCUUAUCCGUAUUCUC